Pollicipes pollicipes is the source of this 6374-nucleotide messenger RNA. RefSeq names its product chitin synthase chs-2. The record is from RefSeq and is a predicted model, not a curated record. Gene Ontology annotation, cellular component: cell septum; cell periphery. Bases 15 to 4532 code for a protein of 1505 amino acids. Gene Ontology annotation, biological process: chitin biosynthetic process. The transcript has 18 exons. Gene Ontology annotation, molecular function: chitin synthase activity. Lineage: Eukaryota; Metazoa; Arthropoda; Thecostraca; Pollicipedomorpha; Pollicipedidae.
GCCGGCGCAGCGUGAUGCCCGAGCUGAAGAAGUGGGACGUGUUCCGCGUCAUCCCGCCCGACAACGACUCCGGCUCGGCCGCCGACCAGCGCUGCCUCGACAUCACCAUCAAGAUUGUCAAGGUCAUCGUCUACAUCAUCACCUUCGGCAUCGUGCUGGCGUCCGGCGUCAUCGCCAAGGGCACCACGCUCUUCAUGACUUCGCAGCUCAAACAGCACAAGUCGCUGGAGUACUGCAACAAACGGAUAGGUCUGGACAAGACGUGGCGGGUGGAGCUGCCCGACGUCGAGAAGGUGGCCUGGGUAUGGUGCCUCUUCUUCUGCUUCAUCACCCCCGAGGCCGGCACCUGGAUACGGUCCACCCGGAUGUGCAUCUUCAAGUCGAUCCGGCGUCCCGAGUUCAGCCACUUCCUGGUCGUCGUGCUGUUCGAGACGUUGCAUACGAUCGGUCUGGCGCUGCUCGUCUUCUUCGUGCUGCCGGACCUCGAUGCCGUCAAGGGCGUCAUGCUCACCAACUGCGUCUGCAUCGUGCCUGGGGUGCUCGGCAUGCUGUCGCGCACCAACCGGGAGUCGAGGCGAUUCCUGAAGACGGUGUGCGACAUCGCAGCCAUCCUGGGCCAGGCCACCGGCUUCAUUGUCUGGCCCAUCAUUGAGUACCAGAAGGGCAACACCAAGGCGUGCUGGGCCAUUCCGCUGGCCGUCGUGCUGACAUCUCUCGGAUGGUGGGAGAACUACGUGGAUCGGAAGUCAAAAAUCGGUAUUGUUCAGUACCUGGGAACAAUCAAGGAGAAAAUGAAGAAGACGCGCUAUUGGGUAUACUUGUUCGCAUCACUUUGGAAGAUACUAGUAUUCUUCGCGUGCAUGCUGUUCUUCAUGUUCCUCCGUCUGGACAACGUAGGAGAUUUAUUUACCAAGUUUACAGAUAGCUUCAACCAACACAAGAUAUUUGUCAACGAGACUUCUCGCGCCCUGCUCGGCACGGCUACGGACACUGCCGACUUCGCCAAGCUUUUCACGGAUACCAAGACCAUCUUCUCGGAUGGCAACACCGCCAUCUACGUGUGCUUGAUACAGAUAUUUGCAGCCUACUCCGCAUACAUAUUUGGCAAGUUUGCGUGCAAGAUCUGCAUCCAGGGCUUCAGCUUCGCGUUCCCGGUGAACCUGACGAUCCCGGUGACUCUGUCGCUGCUGCUGAUGGGCUGCGGCCUUCGCUCCGGUGACGCCUGCUUCCUGCGCGACACCAUCCCCGGCUACCUCUUCUUCGAGUGUCCGCGCGGCGACUACAUCAAGGACUUCAUUGCUGGCGAGCACGUCUGGAUCUGGGUGCUGUGGCUGUUCUCCCAGACGUGGAUCACGCUGCACAUCUGGACGCCGCACUGCGAGCGGCUGGCCACCACCGAGAAGCUGUUCGUCACGCCCAUGUACAACUCGCUGCUGAUCGACCAGUCGCUGGGCAUGAACCGGCGCCAGGACGACGCGCCUGAGCGCCUGGAGUCGGACUCGCGCGCGGCCGACCCGGACGACCCGGACGGCACGCAGCACUACGAGACCAUCAGCAUCCACACCGACUCGUCGCAGACGGCCAACGUGCGCGCCACUGACCACAUUACGCGCAUCAUCGCCUGCGCCACCAUGUGGCACGAGACGCGCGACGAGAUGAUGGACAUGCUCAAGUCGGUGCUGCGCAUGGACGAAGAUCAGUCGGCCAUGAAGGUGGCACAGGAGUACCUCAAGGUGCGCGACAAGGACUACUACGAGUUCGAGACGCACAUCUUCUUCGACGACGCCUUCGAGAUGUCGGACGAGGACGAGGACGAGCAGGUGGCCAACCGAUUCGUCCGCAUGCUGGUGGAGUGUAUCGACGAGGCGGCGUCGCACGUGCACCAGAUCCCGAUCCGGCUGCGGCCGCCCACCAAGAUUCCGACGCCGUACGGCGGUCGGCUCACCUGGACGCUGCCCGGCAAGACGAAGCUGAUCGCGCACCUGAAGAACAAGAUGCUGAUCCGGCACCGCAAGCGCUGGAGCCAGGUGAUGUACAUGUACUACCUGCUCGGCUACCGGCUGAUGGAGCUGGACAUCUCGGUGGAGCGCAAGGAGAUCAUGGCCGACAACACCUACCUGCUGACGCUGGACGGCGACAUCGACUUCCAGCCGUCCGCCGUCAAGCUGCUGGUCGAUCUGAUGAAGAAGAACCGCAACCUGGGCGCCGCGUGUGGCCGCAUCCACCCGGUGGGCUCGGGCCCGAUGGUGUGGUACCAGCUGUUCGAGUACGCCAUCGGCCAUUGGCUGCAGAAGGCCACCGAGCACAUGAUCGGCUGCGUGCUCUGCAGUCCCGGCUGCUUCUCGCUUUUCCGCGCCAAGGGCCUGAUGGACGACAACGUGAUGAAGAAGUACACGCUGACGUCGCACCAGGCACGGCACUACGUGCAGUACGAUCAGGGCGAAGACCGCUGGCUGUGCACCCUCCUACUGCAGAGAGGCUACCGGGUGGACUAUUCGGCCGCCUCCGACGCCUACACCCACUGUCCGGAGGGCUUCAGCGAGUUCUACAACCAGCGCCGCCGCUGGGUGCCCUCCACGAUCGCCAACAUCAUGGACCUGCUCAUGGACUACAGAAACACCAUCAAGAUCAACGACAACAUCUCCAUGCCGUACAUCAUGUACCAGUCAUUCCUGAUGGCAGGCACCAUUCUGGGGCCGGGAACAAUCUUCCUCAUGUUGGUGGGAGCGUUCGUGGCAGCCUUCCGCAUCGACAACUGGACAUCGUUCCAGUACAACAUUUACCCCAUUUUGGUGUUCAUGCUGGUCUGCUUCACCAUGAAGUCCAACAUCCAGCUGCUGGUGGCCCAGAUCCUGUCUGCGGCGUAUGCCCUUAUCAUGAUGGCUGUGAUAGUGGGCACGACGCUCCAGCUGUACGAGGACGGGCCUGGAUCGCCUUCCUUCAUCUUCCUCAUCGCCACUAUCCUGUCCAUGGUCAUAGCGGCCGUCCUCCAUCCGCAGGAGUUCAAGUGCAUUUUCCCUGGCUUCAUCUACCUGCUCUCCAUCCCGUCCAUGUACCUGCUGCUGAUCCUGUACUCCCUAACUAACCUAAACAACGUCACAUGGGGUACUCGUGAGGUCCUCGCCAAGAAGACCAAGAAGGAGCUGGAGGAGGAAAGAAAGGCUUUGGAGGAGGCCAAGAAGCGCCCGGACGGCAUCCUCGGCUACCUCUACAGCACGAAAUCCGCAGACCAGGACGGGUCGAUCGAGUUCAACUUUGCCAACCUGUUCCGCAUCAUGUGCUGCACCUACCCGAAGCAGAUUGAUGAGCGCGAGCAGCUGAAACGCAUCGCUGACUCGCUGGACGCGCUCAACCGGCGCAUGGACCUGGUGGAGGGGGGCCACCACCACGGGCGACGAUGCAGCUUCAGCCGCAGCUCGAAUCAUGGAGGCCUCAUCAGCACCGUCAAGGAGGACCGCUCUGCCUGCUCCGACACAGGCGACACCAACAGCGACACGUCAGAACCGAGGGAGAAGCGAGAUCAGCUGAAGAACCCACUUUGGAUCGAGGACAAGGCGCUACGAAAGGGCAAGGUGGAGUACCUGCCGCCGAACGAGAUCCAGUUUUGGCAGGACUUGAUCUCCCAGUACCUCUGGCCUCUGGACGAGAACCAGGAGGAGAAGAAACGAAUCGCUCAGGAGCUGGCCGAACUGAGAAACCAGUCCGUCUUUAUCUUCUUCAUGUGCAACGCGCUGUUCAUCCUGAUCGUGUUCCUACUGCAGCUGAACAAGGAUAACAUCCACGUGGACUGGCCGCUGGGCGUGAAGUACAACAUCACGCUGAUCGAGGAGACGGGACAGGUGCUCAUCAACAAGGAGUACCUGCAGAUGGAGCCGAUCGGUCUCGUCUUCGUCUUUUUCUUCGCCCUCAUCCUGCUCAUCCAGUUCAUCGCCAUGUUGUUCCAUCGCUUUGUGACUCUGUCUCACAUUCUAUCGUCUUGCGAGCUCACCAGCUGCUGCAAUACGGAGAACAAGGACACGCCGGAGGAGAUGCUGCGCAAGAACGCUGUAGAGAUCGUGAAGAACAUGCAGAGGCUGCGGGACGACCGCGCCGAAUCGUACGAAGGCGAGAACCGGUUGGCGCGCCGGCGCACCAUUCAGAACCUGGUGAACCAGCAGCAGAAGCGGCAGCCGAUUGGCACGCUCGACGUCGCCUUCAGAAAGCGCUUCCAGCAGCUGAGCAGCCAGACAGCCGAGGCCACACCGAUCCUGGGGAACAUGCGGAAGAUGAGUAUGCGUGCGGACGCGCUGCGAGCCCUGGAGCAGCGCAAGAACUCAGUUAUGCAGGAGCGCAGGAGAAAGCGGAUGGAGACGCUCGGUGCACACAACGACUUCAAUAAAAAGCCCCGUCACCGCAGUUCGAACGCGUCGGGCGUGAGUAGCCUGCAGGGAGCCUUUCUGCAGAGGAACGGGCACCCGGCCGCCGCCCGUCACAACGACGGCUACGAAAACAGCUCCGAGGACGAGGAGCUGGUGCUGCCGACUGAACCCUGAACGUCCGUUGGGCGCCGAAGCUGGAGCGAUAUCAGAGCUGCCAAUGAGCCCUGAGCGAACCUGAGCGAACUACGAGCGAACAAACUCUAAGCGAUGCUAGUGCUGCCAACGGACGCCUGGGCGGAGCUAGCGCCCUCACAUAAACGCUGAGCGAUGCUAGUGCCGUCAACGGGCGCCUGAGUGGAGCUGGCGCCCCCACAUAAGCCCUGAGCGAUGCUGGUGCUGCCAACGGACGUAUGAGCAAACUUGGCGCCCUCACAUAAACCCUGAGCGAUGCUGAUGCUGCCAACGAAACGCCGAGCGGAGCUGGAGCGGCCAGCCAGACUCGCGGAGAAGUCGGUACUGCCAGCCAUGCCUUGGACGGCACUGGUUCUGGCGGCGGCGUUGGAGUGAGAAUGACCGGGGAAUGACUGUCAAUCACCGAAUCGUUCUCGGUGUUUUGAAGAACACCAGCUCUGGGUCCAGGCUGUCUUGUGGAGCGCCAACCUCAACCCGACCUGUGAUAUAUCUCCUGCCUGCCGUCGUUUGCCGAUGGCCGAUGGUGCCUGUCUGAAGAAGCCUUUGCGACCUGCCGUCUUCGAAAUGGUGCUGUAGCAAGUAAAUAUCUACCAAAGAUUUGUUAGCGUUAUAAACAGACAGCGGUUUAUCCUACUUUACUGUGCAGCAAUAGUCCGUAUUUUACUAGGCUGGAAACAUGAAGAAAGCGCUUGGCUCCGACGCCCUCGUUUGACAUGUCCCGACAGCCGAUGGCGGCAGACAUUGCGCUACAGUUUCGGAAACAUGGACCAAACCUGUCGAUAAACGUGCAGAUGCCUGGAGCUUUACGUCCAGAAGGACGCGGUUUGUUCUAAUGCUCAACAGCCGUACUGAUGUCUGUUUUUAUCGUGUGAAUGUGAUUAUUUGCUGGCAGCCGGUGGUCAAGUUAUUCCGCACUAUGAAAACAUGAUUAUAAGGCAGUCUAGGAUCUGAACCAUUUUGACAGGCGACCUUUUCAACAAUGUUGAAGCUUAGGCCAACGUUGGGUCAAUGAUCUAAUGUGAAUGGUUGCUAACCAGACUGAGCUUUCAAGGAAUGUUUUUCAGCCCAGGAUUAAGCUCUCGUGCCUCUUUUGCUCGUUCGAUGUAUUCUUAUCCGUGUUUUUCCCGGUGUUCGUGCACUUCCAUUGCGAUUUGAUAAGCGAAUUGCUCAAGUGACUUAGUUUGCGUAGCCUGAGUGCAAGCGCGGCAAGUGGCCGUGAUGGGAGUGCUCUGUAGUCAUGCGUGAUUGUCGUGACUAAUCCUCCAGCAUGAACCAGCAUAGCGACCAAGUUUUUGUAAGAUUGAGGGUUUGGGCUAAUUUAUGUACUGGUGAAACCGUCGCCACCUCGUAGCGCGGGUAUUGGCUAGGUUACCACACCCGGUGCCGUGUGGCGCUCGCUUGGUGCACUCUGUUCGAAACUGUCAUCUGCCUGGCAAAGUAUCCAGCAGUCCAGGAAAGCAUAGCAAAGCCAGGAAAAAAGCAUCGUAGCGCCGUGAUCCUUUGCUACGCAGGAUCACACGCGGUGACAGAGCGAGAGUCAUGUCGUAAUUCCCAGACGCUUACCGGGCCUACAAGUGUAAAUGUAUCCCCAUGGGACUUGUCAUGGGCGCCCAACAUGUGUCUUCCAUACACGCGUGUAGGGGCAUCCGCCGUGAUGCUACCUAUCUUGCAGCUUUCGUAAAUAAUGUAGGGCUGACGAUGACUUGGCGGCUUAACUUAUUACCUGCGUGAAUGUAAGCUUUGUUUGUGUUACGGGCAGCGUAGUGCUGUCGAUCAUGCGAGGUGUACCACGUAUAUUGCGAGAAAUAUAGCAUGAACCAGGAA